Molecule: messenger RNA, 764 nt
Organism: Hyaloscypha bicolor E
Lineage: Eukaryota; Fungi; Ascomycota; Leotiomycetes; Helotiales; Hyaloscyphaceae
Exons: 2
Coding region: 248-652 (134 amino acids)
Source: RefSeq, a predicted model, not a curated record
CCCCCCCCCACAUAUCUAAAGAGAGUUGACCACUAAUAAUUAUCUUCUCUGGGCGGACAAUCCUGGUUUGGGAAUGCUAGCGAGCUAAACUGGUGGGUUUACAGGGGCUGGCGGGGACACCCAGACAUUGUACAUAUGGGCGGAGGAAGCCUGGACUCCCUGGAGUGGCAAACUUCAGCCGCCGAUGUCCUCGUACUCGUGAUGGAUUUUGCGGCCCACACCGCCCCGCCCCCCCAAAAAAUGAUUUAUGAUCGCAAGUUUCGCUGUAGGAACCAGAUGUAGUUUUACGACCAAUUUUCACUUCUGCAAAGUCAACAAUCAGAAGAGGCAGGCUCAGACUCAAAUCAUGGACGUAGCGGACGAUUCUUGCAGAUUGGAAACGAAACCUAUUCCCUCUCCGCCUUACAUCCGUACAUGGAUCUCGAUGUGGAAGAAGACGAACACCACGACAACUCAGAUCACGGCUAUAAAUUUGAUUUUGACUCUGACACUGAUUCUGAUUCUGAUUCUGAUUCUGAAGAAGAGUUCGAGGAGUUCAAGGUGGUCGAGUUCGAAGACGAGAAUAUGCAAGAGCCGACUGAAUACCCUGCCCAGCCUGCGCGUUAAAUACGUUAUCAACAUCACACUUUAUCGCGUGCAGCAAAUCUGUUGACAUUCAACAAAUAUUCGACUCUCUUCGGAAUAAGAGCUCCGCAUUUUAAUGCUACAGUACUUAAUGGGAAAAUUCGAGAGGAACACCAAAAAAAUCUAGUUUUCCUUUAAGU